Dioscorea cayenensis subsp. rotundata (Guinea yam) is the source of this 1309-nucleotide messenger RNA. Its product is annotated as mediator of RNA polymerase II transcription subunit 31. Bases 18 to 653 code for a protein of 211 amino acids. Gene Ontology annotation, cellular component: core mediator complex; mediator complex. Lineage: Eukaryota; Viridiplantae; Streptophyta; Magnoliopsida; Dioscoreales; Dioscoreaceae. The record is from RefSeq and is a predicted model, not a curated record. Gene Ontology annotation, molecular function: transcription coregulator activity. The transcript is spliced from 6 exons. Gene Ontology annotation, biological process: regulation of transcription by RNA polymerase II.
UCACGAACGCUGCGCAUAUGGAUCCCUCCGGCGACGAUGGUGAUCAUCACUCCGACCCUGGCUCCUCGCAAGCCCCCAAGAGCGUUUACAAGGAUCCAGAUGAUGGGCGCCAGCGUUUUCUGCUCGAAUUGGAGUUCGUGCAGUGCUUGGCCAAUCCCAUGUACAUCCACUAUUUAGCGCAAAACCGCUAUUUCGAAGAUGAGGCUUUCAUUGGAUAUUUGAAAUACCUGCAAUACUGGCAGAAACCUGAGUAUGUCAAAUACAUAAUGUAUCCUCAUUGUCUUUUCUUUCUUGAGCUUCUCCAGAAUUCUAAUUUUCGGAAUGCCAUGGCACAUCCUGGCAACAAGGAGUUGGCUCAUAGGCAGCAAUAUUUCUUUUGGAAACACUAUAAGAACAAUAGAUUGAAGCACAUUCUACCGCGCCCUCUUCCAGAACCUGCACUUUCUGCUCCUGCUCCAGCUCCAGCUCCAGCGCCGGCUCUGGUUCCAGUUCCAGCUUCAGCUCCACCUCCUAUUCCAUCCCAGGCACAGAUGCCUUCAAUGGUUGCUGCUGCACCAGCAUCUUCCAUGCAAUUUCUCGGGCAACCAGGAUCUGCACUUCCAAAAGCUGACAUGAGAAAUAACAUGGGGGAUCGGAGGAAGAGAAAAUACUGAAUGUAUGUGAUGUUGCAAACCAAGAGAGGAGAUAGUCAUCUUACCUUGUUAGGUUGGCAAGGGACUGCAAAUCAUGAGCUACCCGGGCUCUUAUGAUUGAUUCCCGGGCUCUUAUGAUUGAUGAUUAUUUUGUCAAUGCGGUAAACAGAACAACCAACAGUUUAACUUGACUCCUUUUUUUAUCCUCUUUACUAGGGCAAUGGAUCCUAUUUGGGAGCUGCAUAGUAAGCUUCUGUGCUUUGUGCCAAGCCUGCUGAUGUGACUGUGACUGAAAUUCAUGCCUGAACACCAAGUAAAUUCUCUGCAGUUGGAACUCAUUUUUCUCUUGCUGAAGUUAACAAAUAUAAUACCAUAGCUUCUAAUACAUAUAAAGGUUCCUUCUUUUUGUGCACUAUUGUCAUGAAUGGUCAUCAUAUAUCUUCAGGAUCAUAUCUACAUUAUAUUCUUGACUUCAGUUGGAAACUAGGGUUUCUACAUAACACUUUCUUUCAGGAUCUGAUUAUGCUUGAAUAUCUAUAUUUGUUCCCUUUCAGCAUAUAAUUAAUAAUUGUUACUUAGGUUAUUAAUCAAACUGUCCUGGAUUCUAGAUAUUUGUGAUUAUGUUAAUGUAAUUCUUUACCUUAUAUUCUCAUAAGAAAUUUGAAUAUUUUGGAAUA